AUGACGGUAAAAAAAAUUGCAGUGAUUGGUGCUGGAGUCAGCGGACUGGGUGCCAUCAAGAGCUGUUUGGAGGAGGGACUAGAACCUACGUGUUUUGAAAAGAGCAGUGACAUUGGAGGACUGUGGAGAUAUGAGGAAACACCAGAAAUUGGAAGGCCUGGGAUGUACAAAUCUUUGACCUGCAAUACGUCCAAGGAGAUGACAGGCUUCAGCGACUACCCCAUCCCUGACCAUUACCCCAACUACAUGCACAACACCAAAAUGAUGGAGUAUCUCAGGAUGUAUGCCAGGCACUUCGGGCUGAUGAAACACAUCCAGUUCCAGACAAAGGUGUGCAGUAUAAGGAAGCGCCCUGAUUUUUCAUCCUCUGGCCAGUGGGACGUUGUGGUGGAGGCUGAUGAGGUACAGAAAACUUAUAUCUUUGAUGGGAUCAUGGUCUGCAGUGGACACUACAGCAAGAAGCAUUUUCCUUUACAGGAUUUUCCAGGAAUCACCAAGUUCCAAGGCAGCCAUCUCCACAGCUGGGAGUACAAGCACCCAGGCGACUUUGAGGGGAAGAGAGUGGUCGUGAUUGGCAUUGGGAAUUCUGGAGCAGAUGUAGCAAGCGAGAUCAGCCGUGUCAGUGAACAGGUUUUCCUCAGCACAAGACGAGGGGCGUGGAUUUGGAACCGGGUUUGGGACCAUGGGAAUCCCAUGGAUGCUACACUCUUCACUCGUUAUAACAGAGCUGUCCAAAAGGUCUGCCCCACAUACCUGAUCAACAGACAGAUAGAGAAGAAGUUAAACUCGAGGUUUGACCAUGCCAAUUAUGGACUGCUGCCUCAACACAGAGUACUUGACCACCGAACAGUUCUCAGUGACGACCUGCCAAAUCGAAUCAUUACUGGAAAAGUGCAGAUAAAACCCAAUGUGAAAGAGUUCACUUCAACAUCGGCCAUCUUUGAGGAUGGAACUGAGGAGAGCAUCGAUGUUGUCAUCUUUGCCACAGGCUAUACAUUGUCCUUCCCUUUCUUGAAUGAUGAAUCAACCAUCCUGGAUAGCGAGUACUCCAUGUUUAAAUUCAUCUUCCCUCCCGAGUUGGAGAAGCCAACCCUAGCUUUCAUUGGCAUCCUCCAGCCAGCUGGGGCCAUCAUCCCUACAUCAGAGCUCCAAAGUCGAUGGGUUGUGAGUGUGUUCAUAGGACUGAAAAAGUUGCCCUCAAAGACAGACAUGAUGGCUGACAUCAACAGAAAAAGACGAAAAAUGACCGUAGAAGGCUUUACAAAAAACCUCAGAGAUUCUCGUCAAGUACAGUUCAUCGACUACAUGGAUGAAAUCGCUUCAGAAUUAGGUGUCAAACCCAACCUGCUCUCUCUCUUCCUCUGGGACAUAAAGCUGGCCAAAGAGAUUUUCUAUGGUCCCUGCACCUCCUACCAAUACCGUCUACAGGGGCCAGGGAAAUGGGCUGGGGCCCGGGCAGCCAUCCUCACUCAGAGAGAAAGGAUGCUCAAACCCCUGAGAACCCGUGUGCUCCAACACUCCCAGGCCUCCCUCUCUCGUCUUUUCUGGGUCAAAAGUAUCUGUGUUGUCAUGUUUUUCUUUGUGUCCAUGUUAACUAUCAUGUAUAUCACAAGUCAUUAA
This is a messenger RNA of Onychomys torridus (southern grasshopper mouse), 1620 nucleotides long. RefSeq names its product flavin-containing monooxygenase 5-like. The transcript has 9 exons. Gene Ontology annotation, molecular function: flavin adenine dinucleotide binding; NADP binding; N,N-dimethylaniline monooxygenase activity. NCBI's taxonomy places the organism in Eukaryota, Metazoa, Chordata, Mammalia, Rodentia, Cricetidae. Bases 1 to 1620 code for a protein of 539 amino acids. The record is from RefSeq and is a predicted model, not a curated record.